AUGGAUCGCAGACAAUUAAUCAACAACCUGAAGCCUUCGCCAACUCAAUCUACAACCGUUACUCGACCCCAUUGCACACCUUUCACCCUACCCUCCAAUGGCGUUAUCAAUCUUGGUGGACCCGAAUAUUUCACCCUCACAACCAAUGCUAUCUUCACUCCAGAAUGUACAGGUACGGCCGAUAUUGUUAUCACCAGUGCGAACAGUCCUGCGUCGUUCAUCGAUCUGCGUGAUCCCUUUUACGCUUCCACGAUACCGGAAUGUUACGCCCUCGCUGCCACAACUGUAAUUGCAUACAUGCUAGUCAUAAUGCUUUUGAUUACCCCAAGAACAUUCCUGGUUCAAGGCGCUGUAGUAUUAGGACGACGCGGAUUUACGAACGGUCCAUCCGGCAGUGACGCAGGCAUUGGCAUUGGUGGAAGGCCUUGGCUACAGAAGGUUGCAGCCUUGACUGUUGCAGUCUCUCUAACUAUCGCGACGGCAGAUACGUUUCGUGUCGCCGAAGAACAAUACGAGCUCGGGUUUAUGAAUGCAGGGGCCUUACAAGACGAAGUCGAUGGUGGUUUGGAACUCAAGAUUAUUCGUGUUAUAUCGGAUACCUUUCUGUGGCUCGCGCAAGCCCAGACUCUGAUAAGAUUAUUCCCACGACAGCGAGAGAAAAUUAUAAUCAAAUGGACGGGCUUUGCAUUAAUCACACUAGAUGUUUUGUUUAGUCUCCUCAAUAACUUCGUCUACAAGGGCAAUUCGCGACCCCGCUCUUUUACAGAUGCUGUACCCGCCUUAGCUUAUCUCUUCCAACUCGCUCUAAGUCUUCUCUACUGCGCUUGGGUCAUUUACUAUGCUAUUUCAAAGAAGCGCUACGCAUUUUAUCAUCCGCAAAUGCGGAAUAUAUGUCUUGUGGCAUUGUUGUCGCUGGUAUCAGUGUUGGUACCCGUGGUUUUCUUCGUCCUUGAUAUCUCGAAGCCUACACUUGCUGCAUGGGGUGAUUAUGUCCGGUGGGUUGGUGCAGCAGCAGCAAGCGUGGUGGUAUGGGAGUGGGUGGAGCGAAUUGAAGCACUAGAAAGAGAUGAAAAGAAGGAUGGAGUGCUCGGAAGGGAAGUCUUUGACGGGGACGAGAUGCUAGAGGUCACCCCAACAUCGGAUUGGGCUAAACAUUUCCGCAAAGACGGAGGUGACAAGGGAGGGACUGCUACGGGUUCGACCUGGCCAGCAAUGUCUGGGUUGGCUAACCGUUAUAGGCCGCGUGCUCCGAACGAUCUCGAGGCCGGGCCGGGUUCCGAUCAACGUACAGGAAGACAUUUAUUAACGGCCCGCCCUCCAUUAUGGCCUACUAGGCCCGAGCCUAUUGCGACACCCAUCAAUAGGGCAGAUACUGCCAGCGCUGAGAGCACUGUCUAUGCAGUGAGGUAUCAUCCCAUCAGUGAUGCGACUCCGCCCAUUGUUGGUACUAAUACAACUCUCUCGAGAAGUAACAGUGAAGCUAUAUCAAUUAGCAGGUCCAUUAGCAAUGAAGAAAUUGACUUCGAUAAGCCAGUCAUCAUUGACCAGGGGCAGAAUGCCCCUAAAGUUGCAGCGGGUGCUCAGAAUUGGCAUUGGAAUGCCCUCAAUCCUUUUCGGCAUCGAGUUCAAGGGCCUCCAGCAGAAGUUUCGUUGCAUACUGCAAAGCCUGCAACAACUUUUAAUGGUCAUGAACCCUCGAACCGGUGGGACAUGCGCGCCCGAAUUGAAGGUUUCGCUGCUGCCCAGGCAGAAAGGUUGCGUGAAAAGACACGUCCUACAGUCAAUACAGGCCCUCUACCUCUCACUGUAAUUCCAGCACCAAGAAGACGUGCUAACGCGUCGGAAUCUGAGGAGUCAGAUUCAGAUUCAAUUCAACCAGCACCUGAAAGGCCAUCUCAGAUAGAGAGUGAAACCACAGGACGUGAUCAGCAUACCAGAACAAGUGACCCUUACACUCCAGAUAGUCUUCAACGACAUUCUAUCACUCAUCGUGGUAGCAUAUCAUUUGCGACGGCGGUGCAACCAGAAACAGACCAGCGAUUUGAAGAUACAACCACUUCAGGGACUCUUGUAAAUAGUCGUCAGACUCCCAAUUUUUCGAGUUCGCGAAGCAGCCCUGUCCAAGCUCGAAGUACUGUCACGCCGGCUCUCCCCGCAAUCAUAGAUGGUUUACCAGUAAAAACUAUACCGGCACCACCACGACGGCCUAGGGUGGGAGAUUCUUGA
Messenger RNA from Sclerotinia sclerotiorum 1980 UF-70, 2226 nucleotides. RefSeq lists its product as hypothetical. Lineage: Eukaryota; Fungi; Ascomycota; Leotiomycetes; Helotiales; Sclerotiniaceae. Bases 1 to 2226 code for a protein of 741 amino acids. Gene Ontology annotation, cellular component: plasma membrane. The transcript has a single exon. Gene Ontology annotation, biological process: cellular response to pH. The record is from RefSeq and is a predicted model, not a curated record.